AUGACCAGUCUAGCUUACCUCAACGCCAUCCAUCCAGAUUUAGCAUUUCACGUAAAUGAUGAUCGACCUCCUCCCUCCAGCCAUGCAACCUCUUCUUCUUCUUCUUCCUCUCGUUCCUCUCAUUCAUCCCAUUCGAAUCAUACCGCUCGGUCCAUCACUUCCCGUCCUCGGUCGAUGGACCUGGAAGGUGGGGAUGUUGUUGAGACUGAGGACAUAAGGUCGGAGGAUGCGCAAGAAGAAGACAUGGAACAUUUGCAGGAUGAGCUUGAGAAUGCAAAACGGGAGGAUGAGAAGUAUGAUGAAGAACAACGAAAGUCAAGGAGAGGAAGUGAGAGACGGUCCAUCGAUUAUGGGAUAACUCGGACUACAUCUCCAAUUGAUAUCGACAAUGGAAGGCUACAAACGAAGAUGCCACGUACGGUAACUAUCAACGAGCCUUUCAAAUCAUCUACGGAUCAGUACCCUUAUACCACGUCAAAAGAAGGAUCAAAUUAUAAUCGAAGUAACACCUGGACUACCGUAACAUCCCUCAUUCCCUUCAUAGGUGAAAAGCGAAGCGACAAAGAAUAUCAAGGUAUUUUACCCACCCUCGUCAAAUGGUUAUUCGGUCACAAGGAAACAUCUGGUGUUGAGAACAAUGAAGAAGAUCCAGAUUAUGUCCCACCGAAAUAUCGUUGGACCCCCAUCCUAUCUGGUUUAUUACAACCGUUCUCCAUUCUCCUCGAAAUUCCCGGAUUGACAGAACAUUGGUAUGUCCGUACAGUCGACGAUCAUCCUGUGGUGUAUCAAUCCAAUCCCGUCAUCCUCGAUGUGGGCUUAGCGAUCUCCAUGGCAUGUGGUGUAGUGGCCAAUGUCGCUCUCAUUUCUCGAUUCCUCGAACGAAGAGUUUACACAAGUACCGUGGUCACCAUCGUCGGUCUGACUCUACAUGACAUCAUCAACGUUGUGGCGAUCACGAUCUUUGGUGUUGUCCAUCGAACAGAUGAUGGUUUCACUUAUUCCGAAGCGUUUUGGUUAUGCGUCUGUUCGACAGCAGCGAGUAUGUUCACCAACGCUACUUUGGUAUACGAUUUGAUCAAAACGAAAGAUUUCCGGAAAUCCGGUUCGGGAUUGACUGCCAAACAAAGAAGUCUGGUGAUUAUAGUAAUGAUUUUACUUGUCUAUCUCGCCUUGGGAGCUUUAUGUUUCAAUUUUCUCAUACCGGAAAUAACAUUUCAAGAUUCGCUUUAUUUCGUAGUGGUCAGUCUUGAGACUGUGGGAUAUGGAGAUAUAACCCCUUCUCAUGUGGGAGCGAAGAUAUUUUUACUCUUUUACGCUCCUAUUGGUAUCUUAAAUCUAGCAGUUACAGUUGGAACCGCAAGAGAUACAAUGGUAGAAUCUUGGAAUGCGGCAUAUAGGAGAAGGAGACAUGAAAUGAUCAAAAGGCAUAAAAUAAGGAAACAACAAAGACAAGAAGAAAAUAUACGUAGGGUUGCUAUUGAACAACAACUUGAAGCUAUAGGUGCUCCUGUGUAUAUCAACAGAGGUGGAGUCCGAGCCGCUGCCAGAGGAAAGAGGCUCAAUGUCAAGGCUUUGUCGGAGGAUCAACUUAAUGCUGCGGAGACUCAAGCUAUGGAGGAGAUAGCUAGUAAACAGUCUUCAGCAUCAGUUCAUGAAGCUUCUCUCCUUGCAUUGGGUGGAUCAUAUGGCAUGACAGGUGGAAUGGGCGGGAAUGGGAAUGGGACUUCAGUGACAAAGUUGGCCUUAGGUCCAGAUUUAAAAGCGGAAGGUCAGACGAGCGAGAUGGAAUCUGAAGGACGUCAAAAAGCUUUGGCAGAUGCUGCUAGAUUGCAAGAAGAAUUGACAGCCCAAUCGUUGCUUAGUGAAGAGGGAUAUCGCGAGUUUCAAGAACGUAUGGCGAGGGAAGAGAGGAUGGAGAAUUGGAUCAAGUUCGCUUUCGCCCUAGCCAUGUUCAUCAUUUUCUGGCUGGUUGGAGCUACCGUCUUCGCAGCUACCGAAAAUUGGUCAUACUUCCUCGCGUUUUAUUUCUGUUUCGUUACUUUUACCACCAUCGGGUACGGUGAAAUAUCACCGCACACUCCUGCUGGGCGAGCGUUCUUUAUCAUUUGGGCUAUCCUGGGAGUAGCAACUGUGACCCUUCUCAUCGCUGUCCUAACUGAAGCUUAUGCGAAUCGAUAUAAAUCCGUCGUGAGACAUCGAGAUCCUGGACGAACAUUAGAUCUUGUCAAUCAUUUGGUUCAUCCUGAUCCUUCUCAUAUUUCAUUAACUUCCCUGCCAUCUGAUCCUAUUCAUUCAUCUGGUCAAUCUGUCCCUAUCAAUCGAUCUAAUCAAAACCUCACCUCCGAUCCCUCCGUCCAACCACCCGAUCCAUCUCAUCUUACUCUAACUGAUCCUUCCCAACCCUCCGAUCCAUCCCACACAUCUCACCCCAUGCAUCACUCCCAUCUAAACCCUUUCCAUCACCCCCACCCUCACCCACUCGAAGUAUCAUAUCAAAUCUUAUCCCUCGUACGUCAAUGGCAUCUCAUCAUCACGGCCGAACGACUUUCAGCCGGACAUGACCUUCUCUCUUUGCCUAAUAAUCCUCUCUACCAACUCCGUGAGGACCUACUCCGUCGAUUGAUGGACGAUCAAUCUCUCACUCAACCUCAAAGACGUCAAGUGGAAGAAGAUGAAGAAGCCAAGAAAAUGUUAUUAUGGACUGGAUACGAGAAAGCCGUAGCGGGUGUUGUAAGCUUAGCUGAGGAAUCUAUCAAAGUACAUGAAUUGAGGGAAAAGGGGAGAAAAGGUUUGAUAAGACUUAGUGGACCUAGGUUAUGGGGUAAACAUGGUGAACAUUUUAAAUCGUCCAAACAUUCCAAACUCUCUGUCUCUCCUAAAUCUUUUCAACCGUAUGGUUCUUCCACUUCCCCCUCCCCAUUGGGUAGCACAACGCACACCGAAGUCGGGUCAUCUCGGCUGACCAAGUCGAUAGGACUGACAAGAGAUGAGAAAGGAAGAUUACCGAUUAUUGAAGAGAAACAAUAG
Molecule: messenger RNA, 3027 nt
Organism: Tremella mesenterica DSM 1558
Lineage: Eukaryota; Fungi; Basidiomycota; Tremellomycetes; Tremellales; Tremellaceae
Exons: 3
Coding region: 1-3027 (1008 amino acids)
Biological process (GO): stabilization of membrane potential; potassium ion transmembrane transport
Cellular component (GO): membrane
Molecular function (GO): potassium ion leak channel activity
Source: RefSeq, a predicted model, not a curated record